Molecule: messenger RNA, 2809 nt
Organism: Hypanus sabinus (Atlantic stingray)
Lineage: Eukaryota; Metazoa; Chordata; Chondrichthyes; Myliobatiformes; Dasyatidae
Gene: tha1
Product: threonine aldolase 1
Exons: 7
Coding region: 709-1659 (316 amino acids)
Biological process (GO): L-threonine catabolic process; glycine biosynthetic process
Cellular component (GO): cytosol
Molecular function (GO): L-allo-threonine aldolase activity
Source: RefSeq, a predicted model, not a curated record
AACUAGAUACUGUUAGAACUCUAAAAUUACAAGGUUGCUGGGAAGAAGCUUAGGAAUGGAAUUAGAAGAGCCAGAAGAGGCGACGAGAAGGCCUUGGUGAGCAGGAUUAAGGAAAAUUGCAAGGCAUUCUACGAGUAUGUGAAGAGCAAGAGGAUGAGCUGGGUGAGAAUAGGAGCAAUUAGGUGUGAUGGUGGAAAUGUGUGCAUGGAGUUGGAGGAGGUAGCAGAGGUGCUUAAUGACUAUUUUGCUUCGGUAUUCACCGGGAAAAAAGACCUUGGCAAUUGUGGGGAUGACUUACAGCGGGCUGAAACGCUUGAGCAUAUAGAUGUACAAUGUACUGUGUAUGCUAAUCAAAAUGGCUUCUUUGGUUUGCUAGAGUAGGAAUGCUUUUAUGUUUGAUAAGUGUUUUCUCUCGCAGUUGUUUAGCUUUGGACUUGCUGAUAUGGGGAUUGUAUUCAUUUUUUAACCAAUGGGGAAUGUUAUUUUGACUUGUGAGGCUGGGAGCUUGGGGGUUUCACGGUCUUUUCAGCGGGAAGGAGACACCGAGGAAGGUGGACGUGCGCUGCACUGCUCGGUCGACCACCGGGGUGGUCCCAGGUGCGAGGACGUGGAGGUCAGAGGAAAGUGACGAGGGGUCGAAUGGUUCGAUGGUUGAGCUCCAACCAUGUGCACUAAGAACUUCAGAAGCGAGCUGCAGAGCUGUUUGGGAUGGAGGCUGCUUUGUUUGUACCCAGUGGAACAAUGGGGAAUCUGAUUUCAGUUAUGUGUCACUGUCGGGAGAGGGGAUCGGAGCUCAUUGUUGGUGAUCAGGCACACAUCUACAUCUUUGAGCAGGGAGGCAGUGCACAGAUUGCGGGAAUUCAUUCACGUGUUAUAAGGAAUCUUCCGGAUGGGACUUUCGAUUUGAGUGAACUGGAAUCAAGCAUCCGCCAUGAUUACCCUGACCUGCACAUGACCCGGACUAGCCUCAUUUGCCUGGAGAACACCCAGAAUCUCAAAGGAGGGCGGGUCCUGCCUCUUUCCUUUCUCCAACAGGUACGAGACCUGGCUGACACCUAUAAUUUGCCAAUCCACAUGGAUGGAGCCCGUGUGAUGAACGCAGCAGUGGCUCUAGGUGUCAAUGUCUCUGAAAUCCUGCAGUACUGUGACUCCGUGUGUGUGUGCCUGUCCAAGAGUCUAGGAGCUCCGGUUGGCUCCAUCAUUGCUGGAAGCAAGGACUUCAUCAAGCAGGCCCUGCGGCUGCGGAAGGUGCUGGGAGGGGGCAUGAGGCAUGUUGGGGUGCUGGCCGCUGCCGGAAUCAUCGCGCUUUCGGACAUGGUGGGGAGGCUGGAAGAAGACCACAGGAACGCCAGGAGGUUUGCUGAAGGUAUUAAGAUGUACGCUACACCCUUCUGUGAGGUCGAUGUGGAUACUGUGGAGACAAACAUCCUAAUGUUUACCAUCAAAGACCCCAGAGUCUCCCCCGAGGAAUUCUGCAGCAAGAUGGAGGACGUGUCCAAGGAGGAAGAGGUUGUGACGGGACAUGGCGUGCGGGUGCUAAUGCUGCCGGUGUAUGGACGCACGCUGCGUGCUGUGUGGCACCUGGAUGUAUCAGAGGAGGACACCAGCCUGGCCUUGGGGAAGCUGCGUUUUGUGGUCAAGAAACUGGAAGAACAAUAAGCCAAAGGCACCACAUUUUAAGCGCUCCAUCAUGGGAAAGAGUACUGUAUCUCUGUUUUAGUUAUCAAGUCUGGCACUCUGUGUACGAUGGCAAUUGUUGUCGAGGGUCACAUUGCAAUGUGAAUAAGCAACAGCUAAAUCGUGAUAAUGUGAAAGUACGUGGAGUAAUCACUGACAUUUCUUGAACUGAGCUCAGUGAACUUUUAAAGUUCAAAUUAACUUAUUAAAAAUUAGUAAAGUACAUGCGUACCAUCCUAACCGCUCAACAGAUGACACCAUUGCCACCACCCUCCACCUGGACAAAAAAGACACAUACGUUCAAAUGCUGUUCAUAGACUUCAGUUCAGCAUUCAACACAAUCAUCCCUCAGAAACUGAGUGGAAAGCUGAGCCUACUGGGCCUGAACACCUCCCUCUGCAACUGGAUCCUAGACUUCCUGACUGGGAGACCUCAGUCAGUCUGGAUCGGGAGCAGCAUCUCCAACACCAUCACACUGAGCACGGGGGCUCCCCAGGGCUGUGUGCUCAGUCCACUGCUGUUCACUCUGCUGACCCACGACUGUGCUGCAACACACAGCUCGAAUCAUAUCAUCAAGUUCGCUGAUGACACGACCGUGGUGGGUCUCAUCAGCAAGAACGACGAGUCAGCUUACAGAGAGGAGAUGCAGCGGCUAACGGACUGGUGCAGAGCCAACAACCUGUCUCUUAAUGUGAACAAAACAAAAGAGAUGGCUGUUGACUUCAGGAGGGCAUGGAGCGACCACUCCCCGCUGAACAUCGACGGCUCCUCGGUAGAGAUUGUAAACAGCACAAAAUUUCUUGGUGUUCACCUGAUGGAGAAUCUCACCUGGUCCCUCAACACCAGCUCCAUAGCAAAGAAAGCCCAGCAGCGUCUCUACUUUUUUCGAAGGCUGUCCUAUCCUGUUUAUUAUGUAUUGUAAUGCCUGCACUGUUUUUUCUGCAUUUUAUGCAGUCCAGUGCAGGUCUAGUCUAGUGUAGCUUUCUCUGUGUUUUUUUUUAUUAUGUAGUUCAGUCUAGUUUUUUGUACUGUGUCAUGUAACACCAUGGUCCUAAAAAACAUUGUCUCAUUUUUACUAUGCACUGUACCAGCAGUUAUGGUCGAAAUGACAAUAAAAGUUGACUUGCCUUGA